Messenger RNA from Durusdinium trenchii, 4191 nucleotides. The record is from the annotation of a GenBank genome assembly. Lineage: Eukaryota; Dinophyceae; Suessiales; Symbiodiniaceae.
AUGCUGCGUGUGACCAACGCCUUGUCGGGCGACCUGUUGCGUGAACUGCAUGGAGAAGAGCUGCGAGACCUUCUGGAGAGUGAAGAACCCUCUUCGAUGCGCGAAGUCGUUGGUCGUUCAUCCGAAGUCGUGACGUGUGGCAGGACGUUGAAAGAGCUCCUCGCAGCUCAGUUGGGCGUCUCCCGCUUCCGGCAGCGGCUUUUGAGGGACCAAUCGGUGGAGCUCGUGGAUGCGACGCCGGCCGCGACGGUGGCGACGUUGGUGCCGCCAGCGACGCUGCAGCUGUUGAUCUUGGACUUUCAAGUUGCAGAUGCAGAGACCACCGAUGUGUUCAUCGACGCCUGUGAGCACAAUGAGUUGAGCAAGGUGGAGGCGAUGCUUCGACAAUUGCACGACCCCUCACGCAGCUCGCCGCGCAAGAAGCACAUGGGGGGCCUUCACCUGGCGGCACAGGAGGGGCAUAUGGAGGUCGUCCAGCUGCUGUUGGACAGCUUCGUGGACGUCGAAUCCCCGACGAUGCAUCAGUCCAACGCCUUCAUGCUUGCUGCUUGUUGCGAUAAGACCGGCGUGAUGCAGUUGUUGCUGGAGAGGAGAGCCAACAAAGACGUGGUGGAUACUAUAGGCUAUCACAGCCUGCAUCGUGCGGCGGAGCUCGGGAACCUGGAGGUGUGUCGCGUGCUCCUGGCAUGGGGAUUCGAUUUGAAGGAUGCGACAGAGGGCAUGAAUGGCUUCACAGCCUUGCAUUUGGCAGUGAAGGAAGGCCAUCUGGACGUGGUUCAAGUGCUCAUGGACGGUGGCGUUGACAAAGAAGCCAUGAAGGUGGAGAUUGGAACUGCGAAGGGAGAGAAAUAUGCGCCACCGAGGGAGCCUGAGAAUGGCUUCAGAGCGCUGCAUUUGGCAGCCAACAAAGGCUGCUUGGACAUGGUGCAAGUGCUGCUGAAGGGUGGCGCUGACAAAGAUUCUGUCACACCAAAAGGUUUUACGGCAUUGCAUUUCGCAGCUCGCAAUAACCACAUAGAAGUUGUUCAAGCGUUGUUGGAGGCUGGAGCUGGACUGAAGAUGGUGACAGAAAGCGGCUUCUCAGCUUUGCAUGUGUCGGCCAUUGGAGACCGCUGCCAAGUGGUGCAAUUGCUGCUGGAACAUGGUGCUGACAAAGAUGCUGUGGUACUGAACGGCAAGACCGGCUUGCAUUUGGCAGCUCGCAAAGGGCACUUGAAGGUGGUGCAGGUGCUGUUAAAGAGUGGUGCUGCCAAAGAUGCCAAGACCCCUUCUGGCUCCACCCCCUUGCAUCUGGCAGCCAACGAAGGCCACUUGGCAGUGGUGCAAUGCCUGCAGGACGCUGGUUGCAAAGAUGCCGUGGACGAAGAUGGCUUCACGGCCUUGCAUUUGGCCGUGGCGGCGGGCCACUCUCACGUGGUGCAGUGGCUUUUGGAUUCGAGCGGUGCCAAGAAAGACUGGUCCUCCUCACCUGAUGCUUCCACGUCAUUGCAUUUGGCAGUGAAACAGUGGCGUUUGGAAGUGUUUCAAACGUUGCUAGAGGCUGAAAUCAAUCCCGAUGUCGUGGCGGCAGAUGGCUUCACGGCUUUGCAUCUCGCAGUCCGUGAGGCGCAGCUGGAGAUGGUGCAGUUGCUGCUGAAGUGUGGCGCUGACAAAGAUUCUGCUGCGCCCAAUGGUUUCACAGCAUUGCAUUUCGCAGCCGAGGGCAACCAGAUAGAACUGGCUCAAGUGUUGGUGGAAGCUGGUGCAAACAAAGAGGCCGCAACACAGGAAGGAAUAGGGCCGUGCCGCACGGCGCCGCACGGCCUCAGCACGGCCUCACCACCGAGCACCGCGAACUUGUCUCCCCAAGCGAGCAAAGGGCGCGACGGACGGACGGCCCGCGGCGAAGGUAGCAUGGGAUCCCCGCAGGGUUUGAGUUCGGACCCCUUGUUGGACUUGCAGGCACAGAUCCAGGUCCAACAGGAAAUGCUGCUAUCCCAUCAGCAGCAGAUGAUGCAGCUUCAACACCAGCUGCAGGACGCGUUCGGUCGAGCGGCUCGAGCAGAGGAGGAAAGGAGCAUUGCUUUGAGGCUGGCCGGAUCGCAGAAGAGCGAGUUGGUUGACACAAAAGGUGUUGGACAGCCCUUCAAAUUUUCUGGUAAGAGUGAUCAGGAUUUUUCGGAAUGGGUCUACAAGUUCAAGACCUUUGCCAAGGCCAAGUUCGGUGGAGAUGUUGAAGUUGUGUUGUCAUGGGCUGGCAAGCAGCGCAAGACCAUCGUCAAGGAGGCCCACUUUGGAGAGACGAAGGUGGUGACUUGGAACGAUGUGUUCGGGAGCGCUGCAGAUGACAUCGAGAAGAUCGACGAUGUUGAUGGUAUGUUGGAAGGUCUUGGAGCCUAUUUGACAUCGUUUACAACGGGUGAUGCCAACAAAGUGGUCCGCAAUUCAGGUACCGACAGUCUUGAAGCCUGGAGGAGGUUGAUCAAUGAGUAUGACCCCACAAGCUCAAUGCGGCGUGUUACAAUUUUGAGCAUGGUUCAAAACCCCAACAAGUGCAAGUCGGUUGAGGAGUUGGGGAGUUCGCUUGAGCAUUGGUUGACCAAGAAGAAGCAAUAUGAGGAGUUCACAGACAAUGCAGGCAAUCCUUGUGUUGUGUCGGAUGAUUCAUUGAUUGCCGGGCUUUACAGGUUGAUGCCGGAGUCGCUUGAGGAGACCUUCAUGCUCAGGGCAGAUGAGUUCAGCGACUUCGAGAGCUUCUUUGACAAGUUGAGCAGCUAUGCCACCACCAGGCACUCCCUCAAUCUCAGUAGGAGGGAACUUGGAUCAAGCCGCAACAAAGGUCCCAAAGAUGAUCCUAUGGAGUUGGGAGCAUUGAUGAAGGGCGGCAAAGGAAAGGGUGGCAAGGCCGGCAACAAUGCCAACAAGAUGACCUGUCAUGCCUGCGGCAAGUUGGGGCACAAGGCAUCAGAGUGCCGGAGCAAAGGAGGAGGCAAGACAUCCAACAAAGGAGAUCCACCUAAGAGCAAGAGGAUGGACAACGUGCAGUGUUGGGUGUGCAUGAAGUAUGGCCACUAUGGAAAGGAUUGCUGGAGCAACACCGGCAAGGGCAAAGGUAAGAGUGGCCAGAAGGGUAAGUUCGAUGGAGGCUCCAAGAAAGGCAAAGGCAAAGGAGGCUCAGCAAAUUCAGUUGAAGAUGGACGCCAAUCAUCGCAGCAGCCUGAGAAGGAGCCGGAGUUGUCGCAUUUGGACCUUUCGGCCAUUGGUGAUGGAGAAGGUGAGCAUUUUCAGGUCUACUCCCCGCUUGGUCCAGAAGAGGAGCGAGAGGAGGAUGCGCUCUUUUCAGAGGUCGGAGGGGCAUCAGGAGGUCCAACGGCGCCUGGUUCAGAGGCUGUUGAGGGUGAGCGCGAGGAUGCAGAGGAGGAGACAGUUGAGGCAUCUAGUCAGAGGCCGAGGAGGAGAGUCUUCACCGGUGUCCCAUCCAUCAGGGCGAGCCAGAGCCGAGAUCGUGCAGUCGGAGUUGACUUUUCGAGGACGCCUGACUGGACACCAUCGAUUCCGCCUGGGUUGACCCGCAAUGGGGACGAUAGUCGAACGAGGAGUCGAUCCCGAGGAGGAGGACCAGCCCAGGGGUCAGCAUCGGUGCAUGAGGACGUUGACCACAACAGCAUGAACACCGAGCACGAGGAUGGAUCGCCCACCUAUCUUUGUAGUGUGGAGGGCGAAGAGUGGUUGAAGUUGAACUACGAUUCAGGAGCUGUUAGCACCGUGAUCCCCAUCGAGAUGGCCGUGGCCCAGGGCUUGCAACUUCGACGUGUUGGGGACUACAGGGUGGCGAAUGGAGAGAAGAUUCCAAGGUACGGCAGAGUGAGGGUGCCUUGCAUUGAUGAGCAGGGACAUCGACGUGGGUUCAAAGCAACAGUGACCCAUGUCCACAAGCCUGGAUCUGCAGGUGAGUUCAGCGCCACUCACGAUGCCUACAUCUUCGAUGAUGGAGGAUGGUUGAUCCCCAGGAACACGAGCAUGGCCCAAGCUAUGAGAGCCUUCCUUCGGCAGCUCAUUGAUGUCAAUGGUGAGCGUGGCAUGCUGAAGCUCUAUAAGGAGGGCAAUCUGUACAACAUCUACCUCAAGCAGCGUGGUGACUUGCAGGAGUUGGGAACCUUGGAUUCCGACUCCGCCUCGUCGGGAAACGAGCGGCAGGCCAUGAGGCCGUAA